AGAAGCUAGAACAAUUUGGCAAGAAAAAGGAAUGGGAAAAAGCUGGGUGGGAAUAGAAUAUAAUGCCAAACCGGAAGAUUAUGCAUGGCUGGAGGGAUGCUUUGUGGGAUUGGUUCAUUCUGUGGAGAUGGUUCACAACUUACAAGAGAAAUUCUAUAUGGAAGGCUAUUUUUCAUGCCAGAUUCGAGCCAUGGGAGGUAGAAUGGUGCUGUUAGAUUGCGAGGAUAAGGAAGAAUUGAAGGACUUGGUGGAAUUAGCUGCAGACUGGUUAGGACAAUGGUUCGAAGAGAUGCGACCUUGGAAACCCGAAAUGGUGGCCAAGGAGAGGUUUGUAUGGAUUAGAUGCCAAGGGGUUCCAUUGAAUGCUUGGAGCACUGAAUUCUUCGAAAAAAUGGGGUGCUCAUGGGGAAAAUUCAUAUGCUUGGAUGAUAACACUAGCAAAAGAAGACGUUUUGAUAUAGCAAGAUUCUUGAUAUCCACUCAGAUCAUGGACACAAUCAAAGUUUCACGGCAAGUUAAAAUCAAUGGGAACCUGUACAAUCUGAAAUUCUCAGAGGAGGAAGUCUCUAAUUGCUUCUUCUCUCUUAAACAAGAUUUCUUGCCUUCUUUCCAAAGUGAUGAGGAGGAUUGUGAGUCUUGGUCGAUCGGCACUGUAAUGGAGACGCAGGAAUGUCACAAGGCAGAGGAUGAUGUUCUCUGUCAUGAAAAACAUACCCAUGAAAAAGAUGAUGACGUGGCGUGGGAAGGAAUAGAUCAGGACCAGCCUACAAAGGAGGAGGAGAAGUUAGGGGAAGCAACAGCUGGCAACCCGUCUCAAUCUCAAAUACAAAUUCAAAUUUUGAAUGGUGAAAGAAACAGAGCAACGAGCAAUUGUCUAGAAAAAGAGAAUGAAGUCAUUGAAUCAGUUUAUCAGGCCGGUAUAGUGGAUGGGAUUCAAAUGGGCCUCAAGAACAUACCCACAAGGAACUCUUUUAAAGAGCCCAAUACUCAAGAAGCAAGCCUUCAGUUUCAAGAAUCCAUUAACAUGGGCUUGGCCCAAGUUAGAAGAGAGGAAAAUUUGGCAGACCCAACUUUCAAUAAGGAUAAUUAUGGAAGUAUGGAAAUGGCAGAGGAUGAAAUUGAAGAAGACGGGGAGGAGGUGUUCUGGAGAGGCUUCGAAAAAGAUAAGGGACGGGUGGAGGCGUGGAUUAACAAGCAGAUAAUGGAAUCAGCGAAGGGAACAAAAUCUCCUGAAUUUAUGCCAAAUCCAAACGGGAAAGUAGCAGGGGGUUCGGUUGGUGACAGUGGUAUCCUGAAUUGCAACAGAUCCACUAAGAAUCAGUUGCAAAGCCAGGUAGCAAGGGAGAUAUGGGAUCUUGCGAAGCAGCUGGGCGCGAAUGCAGAAAAUGAUCCCGAUGUCCUAGGAAUGGGAGGGGAUGGUAAGAAAAGACAGAUCAGAGAAAUUGUGAUGAAGGAGAAAGUAGAUUUCAUAGCAAUUCAAGAGACUAAAUUAGUGACAGUGGACAGGAAGAUUUGUAUAAUAAUAUGGGGAACAGAUGACUUUGAUUGGGUAGCUAAGCCAUCUGUGGGUAGGUCCGGAGGUCUAUUAUGCAUUUGGAAUGCUAAGGGCCUGUUGAACAGUAAAAGAGGGAAGUGGUGUUUAAUGGGGGAUUUCAAUGCAGUGAGGGGAAUAGAGGAACGAGCAGGGGAGACGGGGAUCAGUAGUGAAAUGCGGGAAUUUGACAAUUUUAUAAUUAAUGCUGCUUUGAUUGAUCUGCCUUUGCUUGAAGAUUGGGUUGCCAAAUGGGGUGAUGUUAAACAGUGGGGGUUGAGAAGAUCAGUAUCGGAUCACUGCCCCAUUUUACUCAAGAAUGAGAAGAUUGAUUGGGGCCCAAAACCGUUCAAGUUUUUUGAUGCAUGGUUUGAUAAACCUGGAUGCAAGGAGUUAAUCACAAGAGUGUGGAAAACCAGCGACGUCCAGGGGCAGAAAGGCUUCAUACUUAAAGAGAAAUUGAAAAGUACAAAGAAAGCAUUAAAAGAAUGGAGCCGGAACCUAGCUCAAGACGUGGAUGCCAAAGUAAAAGAAGCAGAAGCAGUGAUAGCUGAAAUUGAUGAGAAAGGAGAGAAUAGCCAACUGAUUGCAGAAGAUGUCGAAAGGAGGAGGGGAAGCUUUAUGGUUAUAUGGAAAAAUCUAAGAAUUAAGGAGAGGAUGUGGCAGCAGAAGGCAAGGAGGAUGUGGUUCAAGGAAGGGGAUGCGAAUACAAGUUUUUUCCAUCGAUGUGUCAAGGGAAGAUGGAGAAGGAAUGAAAUUAAUUGUAUUCGGAUCAACGGGGAACUUUACACGGGUGUGAAGGAAAUAAAGGAAGAAGUGGCUAAGUAUUUUAAAGAAUUAUUUUCAGAAGAGGCAUGGCAAAGACCAAAGCUUGAUGGGAUUAGAGUUAAUCAAAUUUCACAAGCCGAAAAUGAGUUGCUAGUGGUUGAUUUUGAGGAAAAGGAGAUUAAAGAAGCAAUUUGGGACUACUGCUCUUCCAAAUCCCCAGGCCCAGAUGGUUUCAAUUUCGGAUUUGUGAAGAACAUGUGGGAAGUCAUAAAGGUGGAGGUGAUUGACUUUGUGCAGGAUUUUUGGGAACAAGGUAGUCUUGCAAGGGGAUCCAACGCAUCCUUCAUUGUUUUAAUCCCAAAGAAAGAAAAUCCACAAGGAAUUGAGGACUAUAGACCCAUUUCCCUCAUCGGGAUCAUGUAUAAAAUCAUCACAAAAUUGCUAGCAAAUCGAUUGCGAAAGGUGCUGCCAAAGGUCAUUGGGGAACAACAGAUGGCAUUCAUUGAAGGUAGACAAUUAGCUGAUGGAGUGGUGAUUGCAAAUGAAGUCAUUGAUGAGGCCAAGAGGAAGAGGAAAAAAAGUUUUCUGUUUAAGGCCGACUUCGAAAAAGCAUAUGAUAAAGUGUGCUGGAGCUUUAUUAAUUACAUGAUGAUGAGAAUGGGAUUCUCGAAAAAAUGGAGGAAGUGGAUUCAGGAAUGUCUAAGAUCAAGCUCAGUGCCUGUUCUUAUUAAUGGAAGCCCAACAAAAGAGUUUACGGUAAGCAAAGGCAUACGACAAGGAGAUCCGUUAUCCCCCUUCUUAUUUUUGAUUGUGGCAAAAGGAUUGAAUGGAUUAGUAUCAGCAGCAGUAGAAAAGAAUCUUUACAAGGGUGUUAUGGUGGGAAAAAGAGAUACAACGGUCACACAUUUACAGUUUGCGGACGAUACUAUCUUCUUCGGGGAGGCUUCCGAUGAAAACAUUAAGGUGGUCAAAGGGAUUAUGAGGACUUUCGAGUUGGCUUCCAGGAACUUGUAUGAGUGGGAGGUUGAUGAUGUCGUGGAGCUCCAAAAGAGGAUAGAAAACGUGAAGAUAGCAGAAGGAGACCUGGAUAGAUGGGAAUGGACUCAUGAUAAGGGAGGGCAAUAUUCAACCAAAAGUGCGUAUUCUCUUCUAACAAGGGAGCGGGUAGAAUUGAAUGAAGAGAAGAUAUACAAAAGAAUAUGGAAUCCCAUCCUUCCAAGUAAAAUAUCAGCUUUCAAUUGGCAAUUACUACUGGAUAAAAUUCCUACCAAAGCUAAUUUGCUAAGAAGAGGGAUCAUUAAGGAAGUGACAGAAACCAAAUGUGCCCUUUGUAAUGAUGAAGAAGAGGAUGCUACUCAUUUGUUCUUAAAUUGCAAAAUUGCAAGGUGGACAUGGAAGGCUUGCUCUAAGUGGUGGGGGUCAAAGAUGAUGGUGAACAGAGACUGCUGGAACACUUUUCAACUCCUCGGGAGGAACACCAAAGGAGCAAAAAUUAGAGAAGGCAUGGAUAGCAUCUAGAAAAUAGCCGCUUGGUCCAUUUGGAUUGCUAGAAACCAGAAAAUCUUCCAUUGUAAAGAGGUAAAUCCUGAUACACUCUUAGAACUUAUUCAACUGAGAUCUUUUUGGUGGAUAAAAGCUAGGAAUGAUUGGGCCACUGUUACUUUCUCAGAUUGGUUGAUUGAUCCAGUUGCAUGUUUCAAAAAUUGAUAUUGUGUGCAAACAGUGCAUUUCUAGGGGGCUUUCCUUUGUUUCUGGUUUGUAAAAUUUGGAGAUGGUGUUGUUUAUGGGUUUGAGUACCCCUUGUACUCUAUAUUUUCAAUAAAACUUUGCCGUUCAA
Molecule: messenger RNA, 4136 nt
Organism: Rubroshorea leprosula
Lineage: Eukaryota; Viridiplantae; Streptophyta; Magnoliopsida; Malvales; Dipterocarpaceae
Source: the annotation of a GenBank genome assembly